AUCAUCUCUCUCUAUCAAGCCGCGAACAUGCCUUUAUGUAGCGCUCGUGUACACGAGCUUGUCCACGUCUUACCCACUCGGAGUUGCUUCCGUGGCACGCGACUCGCUUUUCUGCACCGUUACCCCACAAAAAACCGCCUUCUAGCUGCCAAUGACGUCGAGGGAUGCAGAAAAGACUCUUGUGGUCGAGGAAGUAGUGCGAGCGGACGAUAUAGCAUCGAACGCGGUGCUCUCUGAGGAGCCAUACAGCGCAUUCACGGUCAACGAGAAGUGGGCUAUCGUGUUACUCAUUGCGACCGGGGCGUUCUUCAGUCCGCUCUCAGCCAAUAUCUACUUUCCCGUGAUACCCACCAUCGCAAAGGCGUUCCACAAGUCAAUAGAGCUUAUCAACCUGACGGUGACACUGAACAUGGUCUUUCAAGGGCUGACGCCCAUGAUCUGGGGGAGUCUGUCCGACACCUACGGUCGCAGACACAUCUUCAUCUCCUGCCUCGUGAUCCUCUCGCUGUCUUGCGUCGGCCUCGCGCUCACCCCGACGUCGGCGUACUGGCUGCUCCUCUUUCUGCGGUGUUUCCAGGCUGCUGGGUCUGCGAGCACCAUUGCCCUCGGCGCAGGUGUGAUCGGGGACAUCUCGACGCGUGCGGAGCGGGGUGGGUUCUUUGGGUUAUUCAGCAUUGGGCCCAUGGUCGGACCGACUCUGGGGCCGGUGCUUGCCGGUGUGUUCGCCGACAAGCUGGGCUGGAGGUGUGUUGGUGUCUGGGCGUUGGUUCUGCCGCUUGAUGUCGUCCCCGUGCAUAGAGCGAUCUUCUGGUUCCUGUGCAUCUCCUCGGGUAUAUGCGCCGUGGUUCUCAUCCUGUUUCUGCCCGAAACACUGCGCACCAUCGUUGGCAAUGGGAGCAUCCCGCCGCCCAAGAUAUACAACGCCGUCAUCCCCAUCAUCGGCCGCACGGCUAGACGCUCGCCGGCUAGUUCCUCCAGCAGUACUGGACGCAACACAUUCCAGAAUCCGCUGCUCAUUCUGCUGCAAGUCGACAUCCUGAUUCUACUCCUGAUCAACGCCCUCAACUUUGCCGUGUUCUACGGAGUCACAACAAGUAUUUCGAGCGUGUUUGUCGACGCGUAUCCUCACCUGACGGAUACGGAGCUGGGAUUGUGUUUCCUGCCCAUCGGCGCGGGGCUCAUCCUUGGCUCUGUGUUCCACGGAAAGAUUCUCAACUGGGAGUACCGGCGGUUGAAGCGCAAAGCGAAAGAUGUACACGAAGAUGAUUUCCCGAUCGAGAAGGCGCGGCUGCGCUCGCUGCCGUUUCUGCUGGCGUCGUUCGUCGGGUGUACGGUCGGAUACGGAUGGUGUUUGCAGGCGAAGACGCACAUCUCCGGGCCGCUUCUGCUUCUUGUCGGCAUUGGCCUGGUGGUCAUCUCCGUGAUGAACUCGAUCCAGACGCUCAUGCUGGACCUCAUGCCCAGCCAAAGUUCCGCGGUGACAGCAUGCAACAACCUCAUCCGAUGCUCGCUCGGCGCAGGUCUCGUGUCGGGCAUUGCGCCGCUGCUGGGCGCUCUUAGGCCCGGCUUCACGUACCUGCUGCUGGGCGGGCUGGCUGGGCUGAUGAUCCCGGUGGUGUAUCUCGUCAUCCACGUUGUUGGCCCACGGUGGAGGAGGAAGAGACAAGGACUGGCCUCAGGGAAUGCAUUGGCGCUGCAUUAAUUUUGUAUUCUGAGUAUGCUUUAUAGUAUGCAUCUGCUGGCGCUCGGAAAUCAGGGGCACCAGCGGCUGGAAUGCAAAUCUGAGUGUCGUGUGGAUGUGCCAGCUGGAAUACAAAAUCUGGCAAAGCAAGUUACAAGGCGAGACCAGUGGGCUGCAGUUCUCGCUGGAGACAUCGCUUGUCUUGGGUGGAGGGCAUCGAGCAUCGUUCUCUUCAAGGAACUGUCGCUCAGAAACGGCGAAAGCAUGUUAUGCCGGAUGACAAGCCUCCCAAGUGCCCUCCGAUGUGAGGAGUAGACAAUGCAACUAGCCCACAUUGUAGAUUUGAUCCUCAACGUAGGAAGCUGUUGGCAUUGGAACAAACAGCUCAUCUGUUUGCUGACCUGAAGACAGGAUGCGCGGUCACGUGAGGGCCAAAUAUCUUCGCAUUGGUGCGUCACGCGUGCCGUGGAUUCAGGUUCAUACAAGUGUCCUUAGUGCUACGAGAGGAAUUUAUAAGAUAUAUUCGCUUAAUAAACUCGGUCACACAGCCGAAUACCACACCUCAGACCGCUCUUCCGCGGUCUUGCCGCUCGGCUCCCCCUCGAGCGUCCCCGAUCCCCACAACCCACCGACAAAUCCGAAGCCUCGAACACGACCCUCGUGGAUAUCAAAC
This is a messenger RNA of Mycena citricolor, 2354 nucleotides long. The record is from the annotation of a GenBank genome assembly. Lineage: Eukaryota; Fungi; Basidiomycota; Agaricomycetes; Agaricales; Mycenaceae.